Messenger RNA from Trichosporon asahii var. asahii CBS 2479, 1185 nucleotides. Its product is annotated as endocytosis-related protein. The coding region runs from base 1 to 1185 and encodes 394 amino acids. The record is from RefSeq and is a predicted model, not a curated record. Gene Ontology annotation, biological process: microtubule-based process. The transcript has 2 exons. Lineage: Eukaryota; Fungi; Basidiomycota; Tremellomycetes; Trichosporonales; Trichosporonaceae. Gene Ontology annotation, cellular component: cytoplasm; nucleus.
AUGAUCCAGGAGGAGACGAAGAAGUCGACUGCAGCCGACGCUAAGCCAGCCGUUGUGACCGCCGAGUCUGUGCCGACUCCGGAGCCGGAGGAGAAGUACGAGAUUAUUUCUGACGAGGAAGACGGCCCUUCUGAGGCUGAAUCUAAGGCUACUAAGGCACCUGAGAUGUCCAAGAGGGAUAAGCGGCGAGCUCGUGAGGCGCGCAAGAAGGCCGAGGAGGAGGAGCGGAAAGCCGCCGCAAAGGAGGCUCGGAAAGCCGCGAAAAAGGCCGGCGGCGGUGCACCGCCUCCGCCUCCGCUGAGCAAGAAAGAGAAGGAGGUUGCCAGCUUUGUGCAGCCCAAGCGCAAAGGUGACAAGGGCAAGGGGAAGGGCAAGAAGGUCGAGGAGAAGGCUGUCACGCAGCAGGACAUCGAGAAGGUCGCCGAGGAGGUCAACUCUCUGAGGUCGAAGAUGACCGACAAGUGGGCGGAAGACUGGACCGGCAUGGUCGGAAGAGUCCGAGAUGUCUUCGGCGAUGUUGCGGAAAUGGUAGUUCUGUGUCUCGGUCUCGGAAAGCCGUUUGGAGACCGCACAGCCAAGAUUCAGCUGGCGUUCAUCCUGGAAUUGGCCGCAGGUCUUGGCGCCGAAGCUUCGGCGAUCAGGGCCUUUGACCCUGUAUUUGAGGACGGCGAUGUUCAGCUUCUCAAGGCCCUUGGAUGCGAAGUGAUGGAGGAGAACUUGCGAGGUGCGCAUCCUCUUAGCGACAAGCCGCACCUGGUGUACAUGCCGCACUGCUCGAAGCCGCUUUAUGAGUCGUUCCUGCAGACAAACUUCUCUCCGCGGCUGGCCGAGAACCCGCGCUGUCUGCUCUUAGGCAAUGACCUUGGCGAUUACGUUCCAGGGUUCGUGCGGGUCACCGCCAAGGAAGACGAUGAAGAGCCAGCGGAGGAGUUUGUGAAGCCUAAGAAAAAGCGGAAGAACCGUGGCAUGGCCGCCCCUCCUCCAGUGGACAGCGUCCUCCGUCGUCUUGUGCCGCACUUUGAGGUCUUCAUGCUGUCUGAGCUCCCCGAAACGAACCUUCCCGGGUUCGCGCGUGCAUUCUUGUCGACCGGCUUCCAAUGGGUGCCGCUGGAUAAAAAGGAUGCCGUCGAUUGGACAACACCGUUGCCACCAGUCGAAUGGCCCGAGGAUGGCGAGGUGGCGUAA